UACUUUGACCCGGCAUUUCACAUAGAAGGAUCUUCGUCAUCUUCAAGUGGAUCUAUACAUGUCAAUGUUUUUGACCAGUUUUGGUUUGAUUUAGUAGGGAGAUUCAUAAUUCAUACUCAAUGCCUGUAAUUCCAGAGAGGACUCAGAACAUGUUCCAGGAAGGGCUGCAUCAGGUGUUUUUUAAGGAACGUCCUUUGCCCCAUCUGAUUCCAAAUGGAGAAUCCACAACCGGAGAGCUGCUGGAAGACAGGCUGGUGCGCUGGUUUGGGACAGUGGUCAACACACGCAUCCUUAUGUGUGGGGUUAUUCAGAUUUUCAGUGCCGUCUCCUGUAUUUUUUGUACCUUGUCUUACACUUGUCUGACUUUCACCUGUUCUGCGUCUAUGACGGCUCCAAUAUGGUGUGGCCUCUUUUAUAUAGCCACUGGCUCACUUGCAAUUGAUGUCCAGAGGAAACCUAAGAGAAUCAAAGUCAUAACUCUGUUGGGUCUGAACAUCUUCAGCCUGCUGUUUGCGGUUUGUUCCUUCACCACCUUCUUUAUAAAGUCCUCACAGCUUAGUCAUGCCACUCCACAGCAGCGCAUUGGUGUGUACGUGCUGAAGGGCAGUGGUAACAUUACCCUCAUCCAGUGUAUGUUUGCUGCCACCUAUACAGUCUUUCUUAUUUGGAGAGGUUUGAAGUCCUUCAGCACAACCAACAAACAGGACUACAUCAGCGUAUCACAGAACUCAGACGAACAUACAGAGCCACUGCUGGAAAAUGAACAUUUCAGUCUUUGAACUGUCCGUCAAGACACUAACACUAACAAUUUUAUAUCUUUUAAAUACAUCAUAUAGUAUAUUGAUUAAUAGUGAUAUUGAGAAAAAAAAUAAAACAACAGCAUUUUUUGUUUGUGAAAAUCCCAAAUACAUCCUACAUUGUUUAGAAGUUAUGUUUAAUGUGCAUUUUAUAUACAUCUAUACAUAUGCAUGUCAUUUGUGAGUAUUUGAACUGUCCGUCAAGACACUUACAUUUAACAGUUUUAUAACAUUUAUAUACAUUAUACAGAAUAUAGAUUACCAGUGAUAUUGCAAAAAAACCAACUACACAUUUUUUGGUUUGUGAAAAUCCCAAACAAUACAUCAUACAUUAUUUAGAAGUUAUAUUUAAUGUGCAUUUAAUAUACAUCUAUACACAUGCAUGUUAUUUGUGGGAAUCAAUGGUGAUUUGGUGUAUUUAUACUGUAUAUUUAUGUACUACUAUGUAAUUGUUAUUAAAUUGUCUUGAAGAUUUUUUU
This is a messenger RNA of Danio aesculapii, 1276 nucleotides long. RefSeq lists its product as uncharacterized. NCBI's taxonomy places the organism in Eukaryota, Metazoa, Chordata, Actinopteri, Cypriniformes, Danionidae. Bases 120 to 779 code for a protein of 219 amino acids. The transcript has 7 exons. The record is from RefSeq and is a predicted model, not a curated record. Gene Ontology annotation, cellular component: membrane.